This is a messenger RNA of Xyrichtys novacula (pearly razorfish), 20306 nucleotides long. The record is from the annotation of a GenBank genome assembly. NCBI's taxonomy places the organism in Eukaryota, Metazoa, Chordata, Actinopteri, Labriformes, Labridae.
AUGCUGGGGAGCCGGGAAACAGGAACUGCGGGCGGCGGGGUGGAGGCUGCCGGGUCUCAGGGGCCUCCGGGCCGGGAACACCCCGUGGAGGAGGAGACGCCGCCCGGCCGCGCAGGGUGUCGUCUCACCGGCCUGGUCAACUGGAGGCAGAGACCGUGGAGGACUUCAGCGCUGUUUGCUGCAGCCAACACGCUGUUCUGGUAGGCAUCAUGACGCAGGGAUAUCUGACACACUCCCAGGAUAAUAACAAUGAGCUCAUGGUGAUUAUGGAGAAACUACUGGAGAGAAUUUAAAGCUCAGAAAAAACAUCGUUACCACAGUUUUAUCGUUAAAAUCAAGUUUGUGUUAGUUUCCUUUAAAUCCUCCUUAAUUUUACAAUCAUGGGCUAAACUCUGUAUUUUUUGUCUUUGUAAAGGGGAAGUCUUAUAUUUGAUUAAAACUGCUCUGUUAAAAAAAACAGCUGCAAAAAGUUGAUCCUGUCUCUGCUAAAUGAUUGACAAGUUAGUUUUUGAUUAACAAGUCACCAGAAGGCACAAAAAUUAAGGAAACAAAACAAGAGGAUAGGAAACGGUAAAGGCAGUAGGAUACAAAAAAGGUGACAUGAUAGGUCACAACCUGCUUCAAUACAACAACGCAAGGCAGAAUGAAAAAAAUGCAAAACAAUAUGAUACAACAUCAAAAGACACAAAAAGAUCUGGUAUGAUACGAUAGGAUACAAUACAAAUGAUAUGAUACAAUACAAUACUGAACGAUAUGAUAUGAUACAAUACAAUACAAUAUCAUACGAUAUGAUAUGAUAUAAUACCGUACGAUAUGAAACAAUACGAUAAAAUACAAUAUUGUAUGAUACAUUACAAUAUCGUAUAAUAUGAUGAGAUACAAAAGGAUUCUUUGAUACUUUAUGUUCAGAUAUGAUAACAGUGUGACAUAGUGCAGCCUCAUAGAGAGGAUUCAGGAUCUUGACGCAGUGUGUCUAUGUCUUUAUUGAACACUAAAUCAUUUUUAUUAUAGAAACUACUGAACAGUUUGGAGUUAAUUUAAAGCUCAGAAAAAACAUCAUUAUCUCAGUCUUAUGGUUAAAAUCAACUUUGUGUUAGCGUCCUUGAAAUCUUCCUUAAAUUUACAACCAUUUGUUAAACUCUAUACGAUACAAUACUGUACGAUAUGAUAUGAUACGAUACAGUACAAUACGACACAAUACGACACAAUACCGUACAAUAUGAUACAAUAUGAUACAAAUGAUGUGAUACAAUACAAUACAAUAUGAUACAUUUGGAUGAUAAAUAGAUCUAGUUUGGUGAACCCAGGCGGCUCUGUUAUAGUAGCUUUAAUAAUAAUAAUAACUUUAUUUUGAAAGCACCUUUAAAGACAGAAGUUUAAAAAGUGCUUUGACAAACAAUCGUAAAGCACAGAGCAUCAGUACACGGAAAUAAAAACAAAUAAAAAACAGAAGCUCAGUUAAAAACAAGACCUUUGGAUUGAGGGCCAAUUCCAUUUUUCAUAAGGAACCCAGACAAUACAAGAACCCUACAACAUAAAACGAGACCACAAGGACCAAAAUAAAAACAUGAAAUAGGUAAGAAAAAGAAAUGUGAUAAAAAAACACUGUCUCCUGUCAGACGUUGGUGUGAAUCUGAACUGUCGUGUUUUGCUCUUCUCCAGGUUUGUGACCUUCAGCUCUUUACGAACCUUGAGCCUCACAGCCAUCCUGCUGUCCCUGCUGGUCCUCGCUGUGACUGCUAAAGACUUCAUCAGGACCAGAUCCACAGGUAAACACCUAUUAUACCUUUACAAAUAAGGAUGGGAAUUGCUAAGAUUUUUACAAAAUAAAAUGCUGACUCAUUGACAGGUGUAAGAGGUCAAAUCUCUAAGACACAGAUUUAGGAUGUGCUGACUAAGACUAAGUAUAAAUUUGGGACUGUUGGCCAGAGAAGAGGAGACAUCUGAUGAACUUAACUUAGACUCUGUGGCUUCAUUUUGAGCGUCUGAAUGUCCGGCCCUUCAGCUCACGAUCAUUUGGACCGAGCCGAAGUGGAUAACUGUCCCGUGGUCUGGCGAAUCAAUAUUUGACCUUCCUUUUGGGAAUCAUGGACGCUGCAUCCUCAGCUCCAAAGUCGGGAAAGAACCGCUUGACUUGUUCUCAGUGUCAAGUCUUUGCAGGAUCACUUAGUUCUCCCUGCCAGAGUCUAGUCCUGUACCAACAGAGUCUCCAUUUUUAUGUCGAAUCUGUAAUUAGAGAUCAUCUGAGAGCUGCAGGGCGUGAGUUCAUCUCAGACCUGGAGAUGAUUUCACCCUGAUGGUUCCUCAUUAGCCUGAUGAGUGAAAACAAGUCUGACCUGAAGAUGAGUCACGAACGCUCCUUCAUCAGCCAUCUUGGUCCUCUUCAGAGAAACGUACUCCUCAUGUUUUCACUGAGGAUGAUGAUGAUGAUGAUGAUGAUGAUGUCUUAUUUUUAAGGAGUGUCUCUGAUGCUGCCAAACCAGUUAAUCAGUCGAACUGAUGGGAAAAUCCAUUUUAAUAAUUACACGUGUGUUUUUUUAUGUGCUUUACAUUACAGCACCUGUUUUUCUACUGACUGUGACACUAACUGGUUCUCUGACCUCCUCAGUGACGAUACGUAACACACUAAUUAUUUUCUUUUCUGCAGGGGCUCAUUUGUGGCGCAGCAUGACCACAAGGUAAGAAACUGCAUUUAAAGUGACAGUACAUGUGUGUGAAUUUCAGGAGCAUGUAUCUAAAAUAAGAGAUCUAAUACUGGUCCAGUUCUACGUCCAAAAGCUUGAAUGUCAAUGAAGGGACGGUGGCUUUUAAGGACAAAAAGCUCCAGUGAUGAAUAUAGUUGGUUCUCCUUUUUGGGUUUUUUCCAAUAUUUUAGUUUUAUUCAUUUGUUUUAUUUGUUGGUACUAUUAGUGAUGCAGCUGCGUAUCGUAUCGUAUCAUAUCAUGUAUUGUUGUGUCUUGUGUAUCGUAUCAUUUAUUAUUAUCGUGUAGUAUCGUAUCGUAGGGCUAGGCGAUAUGGGAAAAAGUUUAUCACAAUAUGUUUUUUUCAUAUCAGGCGAUAUCGAUAUAUAUCACGGUAUAAAAAAUAAAAUUUUACUAUGCUCUUUUCGACAUUUUGUCGUAAGGUGUUGCGCUAGAGAAAGUGGAUCGAAUGGUCGUCUGUUUCCUGGGGUACAGUGCGAUAGUUGCGUGUAGCUGCCGUCUGUUUGAUACUUGGUUCUAAUUUAGCACGAUUGGUUCGGCACGAAGCGGACCCACAGAAACUCCACUUUUCAUUGGCUGUUCGUAAAGUCUACCAAAACAUGACAGAAUGCCGACUAUUGAAAAGCAUAUUGACCAUAUUUAUAUUGUUACUGAGAGAAAUUAAUUUUCGAUAUCGUUAUUGUUUUAUUGCCCAGCCCUAUCGUAUCGUAUCGUAUCAUGUAUUGUUAUCGUGUUUUAUCGUAUCGUAAAAAUAAAACACGAAAAGAUACAAUAUGAUGCAAAAAGUACGGUGGCUUUUUGGGUGGCCUGAGGAGCAAAACACAACGGCAAAUCAGAAAAAACACAACGCAAAAAGAGAAAAAAAAACUACCUACGUUCUUCGAUUUUUGCUUAACGUUGUCGUGUUUUCUGAUUUGCUGUUGUGUUUUGCACCUCAGGGCCACCGUAAAAAAAGGUUAAAUAGUAUACUAUACAUAACAAAAUAAUAUAUACGAUACAUAACAAUACAACACAACAAUACAUGAUACGAUAUAUACAAUAUAUAUAAAUACAAUACAGUAUAUAUGUAAAUAUAGUAUCCAUCCUUCUAAGUUAUUUUGCUCAUAACAACCACUCUCUUCUUCUUCUCUUUUGUCUUCGACGGCCGCUCACUAAACUCUUAAAUGCGUAUGUUACUCGUUUGUCCAUUCAGAGCUACUGUAGAAACACGCUGGUGUGUGAUGUCAACUGUGGAGCACGCUCAGAACACCUCUGCCAGAAAAUCGCUCCUCCAACCACAUUAUCUACUUACGGUUAACUAGUCUGACUUCCUGAGCUCUGAUAUAAUGUUCCAGCCCUCACUUAAGAGCCUGAACUUUGAGUGAAAGCGGCUGUUAUGGGUUCACCCUGUUAGGGACAUGUGCGGACAAGCAACAAGGAGAGAUUUCUGGGCGUGCUGUCGUGAUAUUUUCUCGAUAUUUCCAUUAGUGUGUAAAAAGGUCCACAGAAUAACAGAAUAACAUCCUCGGAGAGAGUACAGUCACCCGAAAUAUUGAGUGGACUUUGAGACGCUGCGGAGCUGAUUGGUCACACAUGACUGUCUAAUCUGAUCCUCCCGUAGACUGAAGCAUGUGAUGGCUCCUUCUCUCUCAGGACACAAACCGCACACUCACCUUGUGAUAAACAAGUGUUUACAUAAAGGAUUAGACCGUUUACUACAUGAGGAAUUAAGGACACGGCGUGGGAAAACAUUUUCUGAGAUUUCAGGAGCCGAGUGCUGAUAAUUCCUUAAUCUCUUCCAGCAAAAUACGACCUGCGAUACACUUCUCCGGAUUAGAGAUUUUAACCUUCCUGAUUCGAGUAAAACUGUAUGAAACUAUAAUUUUAAAAAGAGUUUUAACCUUUUUAACCUUCCUUCUGUGUUAGCUUUUACUAUGCACCCACUAUGUUAAGGGUCGGUUUUGACCUGUGUCUUAAAUCAAAUCAAAUAAAUUACACUAAAAACAAUUCUCUAUCGUCCAAUUUGGUUCUCAUCUCUAGAUUAUCUUGUCCUUUUGGUCUUUCUUUGUCAGUAUACCCCUCACACAGACAUCUAUACUGAACUGAUCUCAUGUCUGGACAUGCCCAAUGUUGUUUUUUGUGCAGAAAAAACAGGCAAAAUGAGAAUUUCCUAAAUCUCACAUGAUUGUAAGAGGAUCUGACUGUCAGUGUGGUGCCUGUCAGUGCACUUAUGAUUUCAGUUUUUGCUCUAAUUAUUGGAUAUUGAUCUAACCGGGUCAACAGCGACCCAAACACAACCAGUGCCAUAAUUUUAAUGAGAGCAUUUUAUAAUUUAGUCCAUUUAAUUUUUUUUAAAUUUUGUUGAAAUAGAGGUUCCUGAAAAAGUCAAAAGUUCAAUUUAUGUGGUUCUUUUAUAGCCUGGCUGGGCCAUCCUGUUGUGUGAAUCACUUGAUGUCAAUAAAUAAAUAAAUAAAUAUAAAUUAAAAAAAGUAAAAAAAAAUAAAAUAAAUAAAAUAAAUAAAUAGUAAUAAUAAUAAUAAAUAAAUAAAUAAAAAAUAAAUAAAUAUCAUCAAGUGAUUCACGCAACAGGAUGGCCCGGCCAGGCUAGUUCUUUUAAGCAUUUAAAAUCAAAAACGGCGCAGAACCUAACACAGGAGGAGGGUUCAUAUUUCUGCUAAGUGACCAUAAAUUUCAGCUCCAGAGAUUUGUUUUUUUGAUGCCAUGCCGUAUAAUCUCCUGCCACUAGAUGGAGCCAGAGCACACAAAGUUCGAAGCGAUAAUUUAAAGCUGUUCAUGAAUCCUCCUUCGUACUUUUACCUCAGAGAGAGUGAAGACUGUAGAGUAUGAGCAGGAGAAGUGCCAAAAAGACUGAAAUAAUACAUUUAUAACAAGUCCUCCAUCAUUAUUAUCGUCCUGUAGCUCUGCUGAGGUGAUAUUGAACCCCAGGUCGCCGCCUCCAGCCGCUGUUUCCUGUCUUUCUCUUGAUUAAUAUCCCACAAACUCUCUUUAGGGUUCGGGUCAGGCCAGUGAAGCUCAGUAUAAAGUUCAGUAAACUAUUCUGUGGUAGUUUUGGCGCCGUGGGCAGGUGCCACAAUGACAUUUGUACAACCAAAGGAUCUAUCUUCAUGUUUCUGUGCAGUUUCUUACAACCAGGAGGUAGAAGAGUGUUACUUUCGUGUGUCUGACCUAUUCACGCAUGUGAUUGGUGACCCAGUGACGGAGGUGGUAGGUCACCUGGUUCAGGCUCUUGCCCUCAUUUUGAGAGUGUUUGUGCAUUUACAUGUUUGUGAGUGUGUGUGUGUGUGUGUGUGAGGGAUUACAUGCCAGCCCCAGAGGCUCGGUGGGAUUCAGCGGAAGGUGACAGGGAUUUGUCGGCGCCAGCCUGGAUGCAACACAUCUGAGUUAUAUAACUGUUAGACUGUGAGUCCAGGUCAGGGGCGACUCACGGGGUGUAAAGACACACCUCAGGAGCUGGGUUUCCAUCCCGGGGUAAUAACAGUGAUUAGAGGCACAAAAGGCCAGUGUCAGGAAAUCUUUAGGGGAGCAGUGCAUGUGUGAGAGGGAGCUUAACACUGUAAGCGAGGUGGAAAUGUAGGUCAAACUGGUUAUGAUGUGUUUUUAUGAUGAACGAGUGCAAGAUGAGUAAUUUAGAAAAUACUUUACAUUCAUCAGUUUGUGCUUUUCUGUUCAGAUGAGGGUUGCUGUUGAUUUAAAGACGUAUUAUUUCCAUCCAGGUCACUAAAUAACUGUACACAGAUUUUCUCAUCUAAACAUAUCAUGUCACAUUGCAUUGCAUAAUAUUAUCAUAUAACGUUGUAUUAUCAAGCAUUGUGGCAGAGGGAAUCAGAUCAAAUAUCUUUGAGUUUUUAUAAGAAUCCAAUUCUCAUAUCAUAUCAUGUCAUGUCAUGUAGGGCAAAUGGGGCCAUCUCAUGUCGUAUCAUAUCAUAUCAUAUAUCAUAUAUCACAUCAUAUCAUAUCACAUUGCAUGAUCGAAUAUUGUGGCAUGGAGAAUCAAGACAUUUUUUUUUAAGUUUUAAAAGAAAACAUAGCUCAUGUCAUAUCAUAACAAGCCAGGUCAUGUCAUGUCAUGUAGGUCAAAUAGGGCCAUAUCAUGUCGUAUCACAUAUCAUAUAUAAUAUAUCAUAUCAUAUCAUAUCAUACCAUAUCAUGACAUGUCGUGUCUGCAAAUUGGGGCCAUAUAAUAUUGUAUCAUAUGUCAUGGCAUAUCAUGUCAUAUGAUAUGAUAUGACAUGACAUGAUAUGAUAUGAUAUGAUAUGAUGACAUGACAUGACAUGACAUGACAUCAUAUCAUAUCAUAUCAUAGCAUAGCAUAGCAUAGUACAUUAUCAAAUAUUGUGGCAUGGGGAAUCAGAUCAAAUCCAAUCAAUCAAAUUAAAUAAAAUCAAAUUAAAAGAAUCCAAUGCUCAUGUCAUAUUGUAUACUAUCCUAUCAUAUCAUAUCAUAUCAUGUCAUGUGGGUCAAAUGGGGCCAUAUCAUGUCGUAUCACAUAUAUCAAAUCACGCCAUGUCAUGUCAUGUCAUGUUUUAUUAUAUCAUAUUGUAUCAACAGUACACUAAAGCCUGCUGGCUCCUGUCUGAGUCUGUCACACUGAUUUAAAAUAAAACUUUUAAGUACAAAAAGAAACAAAAACAAAGACACACUACAGCAUGUUUUAAUACAGAGGUCAUAUCAGCUCACCAUACACUUAAUUCACUGUUCUCUACUCUUAAUCUGCAUCUUUACCGCGACAUAACUCUCCCUCUGUGUCUCUGUGACAUUUGGCCAGCAGGGUGGGACUAUGUUGUUGUCACCUGCUGUUGUCUGUCACUGGUGUCUCGUGGGUAAUUGUACAUCAAUGCACAGAGCAAAUCUCAGGCAAAGGCUGGCGGGAGAUUAGCCGCUGACCCAAAAUGCGAGCUGACAGCUGGGUUAUUCGAGCCAACAGAGUCUCACUGUCAGUGCGAGUUUGAAACAAUGCUUCUGCAGACUCUCCGUGUGUCAUGCCAAACAGCUGGCGCCUGGAACAUCCUCUGAUAUGAAUAACACAAACAAACAAAAAGAAAGAUGGAAAAAUAAAAUAACCAGGUUAUUAGACAGAUGUCAGCACACAAGAAGCGUGUUUUCUGGGACUAUAGGAGUUUAAGUCACACCAGCCAAAAGAGAAGAGAAAAGACAUUUUGUGGGGAAAUUUAUUUGACAAAAUUCAAGACCAAGGACAGACAUUUCAUCCUGAAAGGCAAGUUAUGAUAAUAAUAAUAAUCUAGCCAUCUAGAUUUUUAGCCCGUGAUUAUUUUUUUUGUUUUUUUCAUCGCAGUAAGAGUAACCUCCACUUUUCGCCAGUCCCUCACAAGUUUCUCGCUCACUCCAAACUCUCUCUCUGCUGCUCGAUCGCCAUUUUUCGGCUUCAUAUUUCUCUUCUUGGAGUUUGUAAUCUGCAGAAUAUCAUUCUCAGUCUUUCUCUGUUGUCGAUAUGAGUUAGUUUUUAAAUCUUCAGUGGUACAGGAGUAGCAGAUACUGGUACACCAGCCUAGAGCACCCUCUAGCGGCUGUCUGUGUGAUAAUAACAAAUGUGUGAAAUUAUAUAUUUUAAUAUAUAUAAGUCGCAAACCCAGCCAAACUAUGAAAAAGUGCGACUUAUAGUCCGUAAAAUACGGUAUAUUUACCUAUAUGCUGUAAUGUAGAUCUUUAAGGGACUGUUUCCCUGAAUUUGAUGAUAAAAAACAUUUAAGAAAAUCUCUUAACAUUUAUUUACAGAUAUCAACACUUUGGUACAUCUAUUUUUUUUAGUUGAGUAGUAUUAAUCGACCAUGCAUCCAAUUCAACCUUCAGGUGUGUCUGCAUAAUUAAAACCAUCACUUCUAUUUGCCUUACAUCCCCCGGAGUAGCACAAAGUCAUCGAAAACUUACACUUUAUGUAACUUACUUAAAUUUGCUGCGUUCCUCUUGUACUCAAAAGUCGGGAUUUCCGAGCUCCGAGUCAGAAAUUCAUCUGGAACGCCCCCCUGAAGUUGGAUUUUCCGACUCCGGAAGUCGAAUGAUCCUUGUGAACCCCGACUUGACGACAACGUCAUAAUUUAAGAUGGCAGCGCAGUGCAUAAACAGUAAAGAGUAACAGUGAAAGCUCUCGAAAUGUUUUGUUUAUUAGCGCUUCUGUUUUGAUUUUGUGAAAUUAAAUAAGUGGUUUAUGUUGAACUGCCCAACGCCUAACUGUGAACACGAUGCUAUGGUGUUUGUAAGAAUAAAAUACUGUGUUUUACGUUGUUUACAACUGAUAACCGCUAACAACAGCUGACCACAGCUGACAGUUGUAAACAACAGCUAACAAUGGGUAACUGUAGGCGUCUAUCUUAGUUUUCCGAGUUGUUAACUGGAACGCUGUCAACUCGGGUGUAGCGUCAUUCCCAGCUCCGACAUCCGACUUCCGAAGUAACUGGAACGCCGUAAUAGUAGCACAUAUAUUUCAGUCUGGCUCACGGUGGUACGAACCUGGAAAAGAAACAGAUUUACUUCUGAUUUUGUUAAAUGUAAUGAGUCUCGAGUUGUAGAUCUACACAUGUGAAGGCAAAUAUACAACACCGCCAGUCAUUUCUGAUGCAUUCAAGGAAGUCAGGAAAUGCCAACACUGGUUAGCUUUAGCUGGCAGAUUUAUCAGUUGAACAGAUUUGAAGCUGUUCCUCUAUGCUGAUCCGUUUAGAGACAUAAACAAGCUAUCGUCAGAUUACCUCCGAUGGAAGUUGGGGUGUGACUGCGAUUGGAUUUUGUUCUGCCUGCUUUUGCUCUCCAUACUCGCAGAUACGUGAUGGGUCAAUCCCAGCGGGAUUACAAACGGAAACCAGAACAUUCUCCACUUAAAGCUCGUCAUCUGUUGAUCCCGUAUCCUCCCUCUUAGCCUGCUGUCUCCAAUAUCAAAUAACUGCCUCUAUAAGUCAGAGAUAUACGUAGACAGCACUUAUAUAUAAACGGACGGUCUAUUUUGGAGCAGCCAAUGAAGCUGUUCUGUUUUAUGGGUCAGUAACAAAUCUGACUUUGACAGACUAACACUGUUGAUGUCCUGAGGGUGUCCGUAUCCUGGAUGUACUUUUGCGGGAUUGUCGGCGUAUUUUUCAAUCGUCACUCAUGUGGUUCAAAGUCAUGUGACUUGGACAGAAACUUGUUGUUGUUGCUUCCAAGAGAAGAAGACUUUCUGUUUGUUCCCACAACAAAAACACACACAGAGUGUCUUAAGAGUUGUGAAACCUGAGUGCAGUGUGUGUGUUUGUGUGUGUGAGGGUGUGUGUGUGUGUGACUCAGCUGUUUCUCCACUGAUUUAGAGGUGUGACAGGAAGUGGUCGAGCCAAUCAGAUCUGCUGACUCUGUAGGGGUGUGCUUCACUUCGAAUCCUCUGAUAGGACUUAGAGAAGCUGGUAGAAAACAACACAACAAACCGCCCACGAGUGUUUCAUCACAGAUAAAUACUUGAACAGGAUUGAUGAAUGAAAGUUUAAGAUUUACUUUUAACUUGACCUUACAUCAGCUCGUCUGCUCUUUGUCAAGUCUGUUCUUGGAGUUUUUUAAAGGCUGCUUUCACAUAUAAUCUGCACAACCUAAUGUAAAAGAAUUUAACUGUAAUAAAUAAAAGAUUAUACAGAAUUUUAGACUUUUUUCUCAGAUGUUAUAGUCAGUGGAACUUGUAUAUCCCCAUAACAUCAGGGAUUCUGGGGGGUCCCUCUCCUCUUUUAGGAGAUGGAGCAUCCAAGGUUCCCAAAAUGAAUGUCAAAUAUUGAUUCUGACGUGAUAUUCGCCAAUGCAGUAACUUCCACUACAGAGUCAUGUCCCUUUGUUACUCAAAGAUCUUGGCAGUCCAGUAUUGGAUCUUUUCUACAGAGAUUUCCCCCGAUUCUCUGAACCUUUUAAAGAUCUUCUGGACUCUUACUCAUGAAAUCCCUGAAAUCUUUGUGAAAAUAACUCUAAAAUGUCGAACUGUGUCCUCACACAGUCUGUUUCAGUGUCUAACCCCCAAUUUCCACUGCAUCCGGAACCGCUAUGAAAAAGGCCGUAUCCGCCAAUAAGAGGUUUUCACUUGACAGGAAGUGAGUUGCUGCUAUAGAGACCAGCAACAUGCCGAUGUUUUGCUCCGUUUACGGCUGCUCGAAUCGAUCGAACAGGGAAAAAAACAAGAGCUUUUAUCGUGUGCUCAAAGUAGUGUUACACAAAGGGGAAAGAUGUAAGAAGCUGACUGAAAAACGCCAGAAAAAAUGGCUGUUUAAUCGUGGUUCUCAAGUCCAGUCCUCAAGCCUCCUCGUCCUGCAUGUUUUGGAUGUUUUCCUGCUCCAACACACCUGAUUCAAAUGAUCAGCUCGUUAUUCAGCCAUUUCAGAACUUGAUAGCGAGCUGAUCAUUUGACUUGAGAACCGCUGGCCUACGGUCUGGAGGAGCUGCGUUGGAUAAUGCCCGUGUGUGCAGUGACCACUUUGUCAAAGGUAAUGACUUCAUUUUCUGGUAGGAAUUGGCGUACAGUGAAUUUCGCCGCCGUUCUGGAUGCGGUGGAAAUCCCGGGUAACAAUUCCAGCUAUUCUGACAUGAAAUUGAAAUGGGUAUAUUUUUAAUGGAAUAAUUAACGUUUAGUGUGUUGUCUUUGCAAACCAUCGAAAUCUGUUUUAUUAAAAUUUUAGUGUCUUGCUGGAUUGUACAUUUUGUCCCCGUACUCCAGCCUGGAUCAGGACCUCAGAACGAGCUGAGAUGGUUCACAGACACCAACUGAAAGUUUCACCGUAGAAAACUAUGAUCAACUACCUGAGUUCAUCCUCAUCAUUGAGUCGUUAUUUUGGAAAAAGCUGAUUAAAAUUUGAUCGACCUGAUAGCUGUAAAUCCAACCAGAUCCAUCUCUGUUUAAAGCAUCAAAUAUAAACAAAACUCUGUCAUCAACAAAGAAAUAACACUGUCUUGAUUACGCAUGUCUGCUGCCAGCUGACUGUCCAUGUCACUGACACAUGAGGAGGCAUGUUUGGGGUGGGGGGGUCGGAUGGUAAUGGAGGUGGAGUGUGCUGCUGUUUCUUCCUCCCCGACAGACCCCAUCCCUCUGUCCUCCUGAUGGCUGCCAGUUGGAAUGUAGUGUGACCGGGUUAUUUUUAGACAGGGCCGCUUGAAAUACUCCAAGCGGGGCUUUAUUGACGAUAAACACAAGCUGCUCUCGCGCUGUGUGGCACGUCAAACCUGAAGAGUUUCUUCUCAAGAUUUCGUUCACCGCAAAAACAAGUUCCAGCCCGCUGUUGUUUCUGCUGUCGCUCAUACCGUCUCAUCCUUCCUUUGUUUGGCAACCUUUAUUUCCUUCAUCACCUCUUCGAAAGAGACCCAAAGAUCUGGAGAUGUCUCCUGAUGAUCGUGGAGCGGGACUGAGGUAUGACUGAACAUGUGUGGCUGAGUUCACCUCUUGUGGUGUCUUCCUGUGUGUAAUGUUAUAAUUCAUAAGAGGAGAAUUGACUCUGUGGAAGAUGAAAAAAGAGCUGAAAUUAAAGGAUGAUUGAACAUUUUUGGGAAUGGUACUGGCACUGAUUUUGAAGGGGAAUCAAAGUACUUCACAUUGAUGAUAGGACUGUUUAAAAGGGACUAUUUCCCAGUCAGUAAUCUACAUUUUUAAAAAUUUGACUUACCGACCGGUCAAAAGGCAGGAAAACAGUCAGAAAACUGUCAGAACUGAAUGGAUGUCUGCUAGUUUGCUUGUUCUGAACCUGAAGCUUUGGUCCUUUCUGAAGUGACGCAUCUCUCUAGUCAAGUUGACCUGAAACAGCCUCCGUACAACUGACACACCCCUCCCUGCUGUGAGACGCCACCUGUUGACUGUGUUUGCUCACGUCCAGGUAGUGGAGCAUCACGGCAUCAUGGCUUUUGUUAGUGAUCGAAGCUAGUGGCGUGUGGCUGUGCUGUACCUUUAAGGCAAAGGACAAUAAGAAACUGACGGGUACUGUAGGUGCCGACCAGCCAAAUGUGCACAUCCCCGUUUAGUAGAUACCAUCAUCACACAAAUCCAACCUGGUCCAACGUGGUCUUAAAGGGAUAUUCCGAUGUGAAAUUAAUUUGGGGUCAAACACACCGUAAGAAUGAGUUAGACAUCCCCUCGAGAGAUGAAUGUUGCCGACCGCUUGUUUCAGAAGGUGAACCUAACCUUCAGAACCGAACUUCAUCAACAGCAGUCCGUAGUGGACUGGCCUGAGGUCUCGCUAUAAACAAGCGGCUGCUGGAAGAGAGAAGGUGAGUUGUGUUUAGUCUCUUUGCUAAAGAAAUGAGUCAAAGUUAAAAAUAUGUUUGAUGGCUAGUGCUGUAGCUGUGACCCUAUAUGUCCUGUUGAUGAAGUUAGGUGCUGUUCUGAGCAUUAUUUGUGGCUAUAGAGUGGCGUUUUGGUUGAGGUUUGUUUAUGGCUCCUCAGACCGCUGUGUAUUGCCAUCGUGCGGUCGUUUCUAAAGUUGGUAUAAUUAGAGAAAAUCAAUUUUUCGCCGGAAUAUCCCUUUAACUUUGAGCUCCAGACAGUGUUGACUCUGUACUCACCAGACAUCUCUAUAUCUCUGUACUGGCCGACACAAUAACCCACAUUUCCCAUGUUUGAACUUUUGGCCUUUUCCUUUGUUCUUUGGGUGCUGGCCCCACUGUCACUCUAGAAGCCUCCUCCUCUGUUGCCAUGCCACAGAGUUGUGUUUCUAGGUUUUAAAUGACCAGUUAUGAAAUGAGACUGUGUGAUCAGAAAGGGGUAAAAAAAAAAAUUUCCACCAAUCCAAUUGGACAAGGAUAACUUUGGUACACGUUUACUUCACCAUUUGAAACUUUGCGACUGUUUAUAUAAAAAUGUAAAAAAGCAUAGUCCACCUCUAAAACUACCAACCUGAGUAGUGGACUGAAAUCCUGUUCCUCUGUGAGUUUGCAUGAUGUAAUGAGUGUCUGACCUGCUCCUUGACCUCAGAAAAGCUUUACCGUUAAAUAUUCAGUAUGUUUCUCUCAGUUACGAAACAAAGAGAUCAACAUAAACACUGACAUAAAUCUACUUGGAAAGCUGUACACAUCGUUGCGUCACCACUCCCCAUCCGUCCAUGACACUGGUGUCUUGUGUUACUCUUGGCUUUUCUGGCAGACACUUGCAGACGGGCUUGUGGUUCAGGCAUUAACUUUCUCACUCCAUUGAUGUCAGCUUGCAGAACAUUGGUGUCCAUACUCAGAACAUAAACAGGUAUUAGUUGCAUCAGAGUUGAGGGGGUUUCUGUCGUGUGUACCCAAACAGAAACUUGGGUAAACAUAUUUACUACCUCCUUCCCUCCCUGCUCCUCAAUCACAUGUGAAGAGCCGGGAUGUUUUGCCACCAUUCCUCGCAUUGUUUGUCUGGCGCUAUUUUUAAAGCCUCGUCACCGGGCUUGUUAGCGGCUCAGACGUGCCGCUCCCUGUGUUGUUUCAGAGAUUACUUGUUGGGUAAAAAGUGACAUCUGCCUGACAGCUGCUCAUGCGGUGCCUCACUUCUUCCCCCCCCGGUCCUUCGCUCUGUUGACACGGUUGUUGUCAGUUUCUCAGUGGAAACUUGGACAUUUUUCCGAUAGAGUGAUGAGUGUGGGGAAAUGUCCCAGCUCAGUGAUUGGUCCACUAUUGAAGGGGUGGUGGUCUGUAAGGAUGUGAAGAGCUGAAACGGGAUACAGCAGCUUCUUAGUAUGCUGAGGGGUUCAUUGAGCUCAGACGACAUGUGACAUCCUAGAGGGCUGAAAAGUCCUGAUUUACAACCCAUGUGUCGUCCGAUGACAGCUAUUCUGGUCCAGUUGUGCAAACGCUCCUCAGUUGAACUGGAAACCGAAGUUUAGUAAGGCGCGAAUUACUGAAGAAUCCCAAACAGUCAGAUGGACAUGGCAAUGAAACUGAACUUCAAAUCCAACUGUCCCCUUCUCUUUGUGUUGGUGUCCUACUAAUCCAGUCUAGAUUCCAGUCCACCAUUACCACCCACUCACCUCACAUUAUCUCAGUUAUUGCCCAGCUACUGAAAUUUAAAAAGUGGCCACAAGAUACUGAUCUCAAGAAGAUUUGAAAAUGAUUUCCUAUGCUAGCCAACGGUUUUUACAGUGGUGAAGUUAGUUUUAGGUUGGAUAUUUAACGGACAUUCACUGCAGAUCUACCGGUGUCUUCUCACUCACGUAACCGGGAACGGCAACAGCAGUGUGGUCAAAUCUACCCUCGCUGUCAACGUCGGGUGUUGAGUAAGGGACCAUCAAUAAAAUACCAGUUGAUGUUCGCAGAAAAGGGUGUUUUCCUUCAAUAGCUUCCAUGUCAUGUGACCAAUAUGUGGACCAAUAAGACACACAUUAUUUAAUCAAUUUUAAUUUAAGUUUUUUGUGUGCUCCUUACUUUUUCAACUCAGUAGAACACGUGCCCCUUGAGGAAAAAGUUAGUGUCAAUCUCUGGAUUUACCAAAAACCUAAAAUAGGCAGAAGGACCGGUAGCGCUUCAAUGGCAACUGUUCAUGGGAUGAAAUAACAAAGUUCACAUUUUUAUCCGUUUUGCAGUCAAAUUUUUCUGUUGACCACACUAAAUCGACAGAAGUCUGUUGACUUUUCCCUUUCAGUCAACCAGUCCGGUAUCACUCCAAAAACCCAUACCAGUUUUCCUUGUGUCUGUUUUCUUCAGUUUGGUCAAUGUCUCCUUAAGUCAGCUUCUAGUGUCUACAGGCAGAGGUGAAGCUUCUGGAAGAGAACGUGUUAAUAAGAACAAAAGGCUUUCAUACCAGACUGCACACACGUUUAUAUCUGCCAUCAUUUUAAACGGGGCUAAUGGUUUUUGGAGCACACCUUCAGUGGACGCUUGAGGAACUGUCGUUUCUUGCACCUCCAGAUCGGCUUUAUGUGCGGUUAGCAGUGGGAUGAGAGGCGUUUGGUGAUGGAAACUGGACUUAACUGGAGUAUCAUGGGAAGGUAUCUUUGGCAACAACAGCGGCGUCAUGACUGAACCCUGCUAAUCAGUUUAACAAAUUAUUGAUCUUGUCAAGACUGUAGGACUAAAAUAUUGGUGAUAUGUUGAGUGGAAGCCGACUGGUGGAUGAAACUAGAAAUGUCCUCUUGUGUUGGUUACUGGUAUGCCAAAGGAAAUGAUCAAGUGACUGCCAACCAGGACAGGCUAAGAGGUUUCCACAUGACAGAUGUGCCCCUGUACUGUCGGUUUAUCCACUUAUAAAUAAAUAAAUGUAACCAAAGCUCAUCUUAAGGGUUUGUGAUUUGAAUACCCUUCAGGGAUAUGUCUUCCCCUCAGAGCUGAUUAAAGGACUGACAUAAAACUGCAAAAAGGAAGGAGUACGACUGCUUACACCCUGUGAACCCUGGCAGCUCCGAGUAAGAGAGUCCCUUUCCACGUUGGCAGCAGAGCAAACUGUAAGGAAAAACUUUUCCACUCUCCAGGUGAUCUGUGACGAAGUGAAACUCGACAGGACUUCUUCCACAAAGCCUGACAUGUCUAUCCAGGAAAAAGUCUGUCUUUCUUGGAAGAGAGAAACGCUUAUCUGUCACUUUCUGCUUUUAUCCCUUCACGGUAUCACUGUCACAUGUUGCCCCCCAUCAUGUUUCCCUGGAAGUCUGCCUCCCGGCGGGGGCAUGUGCCUGGAAGUCGAGAGGGGAGCAGUGCGCUGACCUUUCGUCAUAAGGGUUAUCUGAGACCUGGCUGGGUGUUUGGGUCUGCUUGGAGGGGUGGUGAGAGUUUAUCAGAUACUGUAUUUUCUCUUCAACACUUGGGCUUGUUGCUUGUGGGGAGAAUUUGAGGGGUCAUGGAGAGAGAAAGUGUCAUUAGAGUCUUGAACUGAUUGAUAAUUGGUUUUAAAAGGUGCUUAUAGUUGAUGCUUUGUCGCUUGCGAACAGGAGCUACAAGGGCACCUUUUCCUGUUUAUGGGAACAGAUCAGUCCAACUAUGGGAGCCUCUGAGGUGGAUGGCAACUUUUUUUAUCUGAACAGGUGACCAACAACAUGGAAAUCUUGUUCACGUUCCUAUUCCGAUCAACCACCUGCCUGUUAAGUCAUCUAUCCAGCUGAUGUAGUUUCUUAAUUUAGACCAUGACAUUUCUCUUGGACUGAAUUGAAUCAAUGACUUUCAUCUGGUGUAAUUCCAAGCCUCAAAUAAACUCAUGAAGUCGAGUCAAACGUGGACUCUAUUUUAAAGGCUGAGUCACUGUGUGUUUUAUCAGUGUUUACAUGGAGGCCAUGAGGUCAGGUCACUGUUUUCGGAAAUCAGAGCUGAACGAAGCGCGGCCCUUUGAAACCAAUCAACACAAUUUAAGCAAUUUUAAAAUAUUUUAAGCAAUCCAAGCAUCUCACUUUUGUAAUUUAGGGCCAGUUAAUACGAUUAAGUAUUUAAAGGUACUCUAUUUCAAGCCUUUUUUUUUGGCCAUUUUAGCCAUUACAAGCCGAUCCGUACCAUUUACGUACAUUCAGGCUAUUUUAAGCCAUUCAAAGGUGAUUCCAAAUCAUUUUAUAUUUUAAACCAUUUCAAGCCAUUUUAUAUAAGUUACAUUAUUUUUAGCCUUUUUUAACCAAUUGACACUAUUUCAGCCAUUGCAUUUACACCAUUCAGGUCAUUUCAAGCCAUUUUAUGUCAUUUCAUACCACUUAAAGCCAUUUUAUAAUUUUUUAAGUCAUGUCUAGCCAAUCUUUACCAUUGAGUUAUUUAAAACUACAUCAUUUUUUAGCCACUUUUGUCACAUUUUAACCUUUUUCAACCAAUUUAUCAAUUUCAGUAUAUUAUUUAGGUCAUUUCAAGCUAUUUUACCCCCUUUUAUACCACUUUAAGCCCUUUCAUAAUUUUUUAAGUCAUUUCUAGCCAAUCUUUACCACUUACUUAUUUAAAACUAUGUCAUUUUUAGUCUUUUCUUCCCAGUUUGUAACAAUUAUUUCAGCCAUUGCAAGCCAAUUUAUACCACUGAAGUUAUUUAAGCUACUUUGUUCCUUUUAAGUCAAUUUAAGCCAUUUUUAGGCCACCGCGUCACACGGUUUCAGUCAUAUCAAGCCAUUUUUCAAUCCAGACAGUAUGUAUUGUGUUUGAAUAUCCACCAUUCUGAGAUAUUUUAUAAAGUUAGGCUAAAAACACCUGUGAAUGCAGGUAAAGGGAACAGUGUGGAUCCCCAAUCCAAGUCAAAGCAAAUUUUAAGUUUCAAGAAGUUUCACAACAGAUUGAUUAUUUUAUUCGACCUAGAAGGGAAAAUGGAAACAAGAGCAACUCAAAUAAGGUGUUAAUCGCCAGCUUACCCUCAGUGAGCUUCAGCACUCUCUGGGUGUUCUUGAACAUGACUCACACAGCCUCUGUCUGUCUUUCCCUGCAGCUGGGAGAUCAUCGAUUCAGGCCAGGACAGCCGGUCUGGGUCUGGACCUCAGCUCAGCGACUCCCUCAGACUUUUCCUCCAGGAAACAUCGGCUUUCAAACAGCAGAACCCGGGCAAGGUGAGGCAGAGCGUGAGAAAACUGACCUUCACUUCUCACUGAUUGACUGAACUCAACUUUGUUUACAUUCAUUUCUCAGUCAGAUACAUGUGUUACGUGUUCAGAAAAUUGUCUUAAAUGUGAAAGUGUGUUUCCUGGCUCAGCUCUGUUUUUGUCUUUUUGUCUUUUCCAGUUUUGUCUGCUGGUCUGCAGUUUGUGUACCUUCUUUGCUGUCUUAGGACGCUACAUUCCAGGGAUCGUGAUCUCCUAUAUUCUCGGUUGGUGAACUCAGAUUUGAACUUUGAACAUUUUCUUUCUUAUAAAUCAAUAAUAAAAGCAGAACCAGAGACAAAAUGGUCACACACCUCAUAUCUGAUCAAUCAGAAAGUAGCACAGCUUUCAUCUCUGUGGCAGAAAAAGUUUCUGUGACAUUUAGAUUAACACUAAUAGACAUGAACAACAACAUUACUCAUGGAGAAGUCCAGCGUUACAAAUGAUUAUUUCAGUUUGAUGUUAAUGUUAGCAAACAUGGUGCACAAACCUCCUUAUAAUCGAAUUGUCUCUGCGUCUCACGGCUUCUUUCCGCAGUGCUGGGUGUGUUCCUGUGGCCUCUGAUUUCAUCACAUGAGGUCGGUUUGUGGCUGGAGCCAGUUCUGCAGAAGCUGGACUUUGGCAUCGGAGAGUUUCUUCAGAAAGUUAAAGAGAACCACGGUAACCAUCGAACGUAAUAUCAUAUAUCAUAUGUUUGUAUUUGGCAGCGGACAAUACAACCCCAGUUUCAAGACAGUUGGACGAAAGUGAAUUCUCAUGAGGUAAAUUUGUAUCGAGCGAAAAAUGUGAAAAAUGUGUAAAGAGAUUAAAAAGGCGUCCAGAGAGGCUGAAGAGGUUCUCCACUUUGUGAGAGACUGUGUUAGCAAAGAGUUCAACAACCGCAGGAUAAUGUUCCUCUGACAGUAAUCAUCUACCGCAACCUUCAGGCUUUAGGCAGCAUUAAAACGGACACGACAGAGACUUGAGCUCAUUGGAGAUGGACUGAAUCGUCUGUUUUCAUGUUUCCUUCCUUUCAGAGAGGAGGAUCCUGCAGGCUCAGACUGACAGAGAGGGCAUCGAGUCUGACCUCUCCUCCAUGUUCCCCAAGGUUUGCAAAUCUUCAUUUCAUGUCAAUCUAAUUUGUCCUCUGCAGAAGGAUCAGGUUCAGUUCGGGUUUUUUGCUCAUGAGAUCCACAUUAGAGUUUAGACCUGUGCUAGCAUCGAUGCCCAAGUUUGGUUUUUCACUUUUCCUCUGAGAGUCCAGUCCUUCUAGUCUGUACUGGACUCUUUAGGUCGUGGUUUGACUCCUAAACCUGUCCUCUCUGUGUGUUUCCCUCCCACAGCUCGACUCCACAGUCUGUAAGGAGAUGUCCGUAUCGGACACAGAGGUGUCUGAUGUGACGUGGACCGAUAACGGUACCUUCAACCUGUCAGAGGGACACACGCCACAGACGGAGAACUCAGAGGGUACGCCUGUUAGCUACACUAAAAUAAUGACCUGCUGCUGUAGCUCCGUCUUUCUCCUCUAGGGGGAGCACAAACACGGCUGAUCCAGCAGCAGGAACUUGAUUUAUUGGCUUUGUUGGAAGUUAAAGUAGAAAUUAAAGCUAAAGAAACUUUUGUCCGAUUCUUUGAGUUUUAUGUCGUUAUCGAACCUCAAACUUCAUUUUUGUCGUCUUUUACCUCUCAGACCUCGACAGAGAAGAAGCCUUCACCGGUGGCCUUCAGGAAUUCCCGUCACUCGACAACGGCGCGACGACAAACGGCGACGAUGACGACGACCUCAGCCUUGGCCUUCCCUCGCACCCUCAGCCCCAGGAGCCGAUCAAAUCCGCGCACACACCCCGUCCUCAUAAAGACCAACCCACCCUCGAAUUAGUCAACCAGAUGGCGGGUGAUGUCAUCGCCGCUGCCGUCACAGCGGCCAUCCAGGAGAGAAUAGAAGCGGCGGUUAGCUUCACGGCGCUGAGCGUAUCGGAUCAAUCAGGACUCCCAGAAUCCACCAGGCUGCUGGAGUUAGCUGAGGAGUCCGACAGCGAGGUGGAGGACUUUGAGCUGCUGGACCAGUCAGAGCUGGAGCAGCUGGAAGGGGAGCUGGGGCUGGGGGAGGAGAAAACCAGGGUCAAAGAGGAGGCUCAGGACAAGAGCGACAAACCGGCGUCUUCUGGAUUCUUCUCCAAACUCCUCAGACGCCACUGA